Molecule: messenger RNA, 4283 nt
Organism: Harpegnathos saltator (Jerdon's jumping ant)
Lineage: Eukaryota; Metazoa; Arthropoda; Insecta; Hymenoptera; Formicidae
Product: ubiquitin-protein ligase E3B
Exons: 16
Coding region: 199-3402 (1067 amino acids)
Biological process (GO): ubiquitin-dependent protein catabolic process; protein polyubiquitination
Molecular function (GO): protein binding; ubiquitin protein ligase activity
Source: RefSeq, a predicted model, not a curated record
AUGAGAAAAGAGGAAGUAGUUGGUAGAUGUUCGUCAGCUGACGACGAUGCCGCGAGGGUGUCUCGUGGCCAUCGGUGAAGAACAACAACGACGACGACGACGACGACGACGACGAAGACGCGGACGACGCGGAGGAGCGUAGGUGUCGGUGCGGCUCGGAGUACCGGGGUCGGAGGGUCGUGACUGGAGGAUCCGAGAAUGUUCGGAGCGGAACGCUCAUCGAAGGGCAGUUUCCUGCAGCAGAAGAAGGCCGCGCGGGAGGAUCGGGCACACGAAAAGCGCAGAGAGGCCGCGGCCACCCUGAUCCAAGCCCAUGUCAGGACCUGGCUGGCCCGUGUCCGCUUCGCCAAGCGGAUACUCGAAGAGUUCGACGUCAAUUUUCUCGAUGAUACCGGCACCGAGGCCGCGGUGGAAUUGAAGCCGGCUCUGGAUGUGUACAGAAUUAUCUCUAGAUUUUUGUUAAUAUAUAAAAGAGAAAGGGAUCAAGAGAGAAUAGAGAGAGUGUGUAGGUAUCUUGUGCUGACUCUCGACUCGGAGUCACCGAAAAUAUCCUACGUCGGACUCGCACUCAACAAAGAUCACUACAUAUCAUGGCUAUCGCAGAUGAAGACGGUCCUAUAUCACUGUCUUUGCGGCCUGGAAAACCUCAAGCCGGAGAGAGUGUCGGACCACAAGUCUAUAUUACUGCGUCUGCACAUUCUGGUGAGCUUCACGUCGCCAGGUACAUGGGCUAUCCAGAGGGUGAAGGGUAUGGACAAGCUGAAGGCUGGCAUGAACCAGCUGUGCGCCAACAUCAUGGGCCACUUGGUUAAUAACGGAUUUUACGCCAUCAUGCAGGCUCUGUUAGUGAAGGGACUGGGUAGAGCAAAAAUCGCCCUGAAACCAGUCACGCUUUCAGCAGCUGUUACCUUGACGCUGAGACCGCUAAUCUCUUCGCAAAUGUCGGACAAGCUGGUGUCCUUAUUCCUAAUUAAUAUCUUCAGCGUGCCAGCGUUGGUCCAUCACUUAAACAUUCUGUCACCGGAGUGCAUUUCGUCGUUCAUCACGAACAAUCUAUUCGCGAGGAGUUUGGAGCUGCUGAAUUCUGAGCAGAACCUCAGGAUCGUCUUUAACGCUCUGGAAGGAAGCUACGCGCUCUGCCUGCUUGCGAAUCUAAUACAGCUGGCGAAUAUCGAGAGGGAAGAGGUGUUGAGGGAGCUCUACUUUCCUUCCUUUACGUUUGUCGUGACGAAGAUGUUGGAAGCGUGUCAGCAAUACGUGGUCGCCAAACAGAGCAAUUUGACGCACUGGCAUCCCGUGUUGGGUUGGUUCGCGCAAACCAUCGACACGCCUUUGCAAGAAGCUAUACCUUCGGUAAAAUUGCAGUUGGCCUGCCUGUGGACUGGCAGAAUCGUCUCGCAACUAAUCGAACAGCCACUGACUGAACUCGUGGAGAAAGAAGUGCCGCCCACGGUGGAGCAACAGAGCAGCUCCGUAGGCGCCAACAUUUUCCGACGCGCGUUCUUGGAGGCGCGCACCAACAGAAACAACAGUACGAAAAACUACAGGAAGCUGGGCAGCCCCGAAACCACCAAGAUAGCCCUGAUCUGCUCGCUGUACCAAACGGCGCUGCACACCCUCACGCAGAUGAAGGUGGAGAUAUUGACUGGUCUGUGCUACCAGGACAAGAUUCUGUAUCACAUGUGGUUGUUUCUGGGCACCCUGGGACCACACUGCGGCCUGAAGGCGUUCUUGGACCUCUUGGCGGCCAACACCAAGUGCACGGCGCCUGAGUUCCAAAUGUUGAUACUCUUCUCCGAUUGUAUGACGCACUAUGUGACUAUCCUGGACGAUAUGGAGAUGUACGAGCAGCAGGACCCCUUUAAGCUCACGGAUUUCGUCACCGUAUCGUACUUCCUAAACCAGUUUUUAUACAAAGCGGUUCUUACUAAUUUAUUCGAUGUGAAGUCAGUGUCCAGCAAUCCCUUGUUCACGUCGCUUCACACUCUUCUCAUGGCGAUCUACCGACGCGAUUGCCGCCGCACGUUUUGUCCAGAAGGCCACUGGCUGGCCAAGGAAGUACGAGUUUCCGGCUUCCUCGCCGACCUGGAGAAGGGUCGUCGUGGCGCGGCGCUCUUACUCUCGAAAAUGCCCCACGUGAUACCACAUUCCGAGCGAGUGGUGCUCUUUCGCAAACACAUAGCCGACGAGAAGGCGGUGAUGGGCUUGACCGAGAGCGCCUGCAACAGUCCGCCAACUACGCUCAUCGUCGUGCACAGGACGCGAAUAGUCGAGGACGGAUACAGGCAGCUGGCCAUGCUGCCGUCGCAGGCGCUCAAGGGUGUGAUCAGGGUGCGUUUCGUGAACGAGCAGGGCUUGGCCGAAGCUGGGAUCGAUCAGGACGGGGUUUUCAAGGAAUUUCUAGAGGAGACGAUAAAGAGGGUGUUCGAUCCAUCCCUGAAUCUGUUCAAGGCCACCAGUGAGAACCGGCUGUACCCGUCCCCCACGUCUUUCAUGCAGGACAAUCACUUGCAACUGUUCGAGUUUGUCGGACGGAUGCUUGGUAAAGCAGUUUACGAGGGAAUCGUCGUGGAUGUGCCUUUCGCGUCGUUCUUUGUGUCCCAGUUUUCCGGGCAGGCGGGCGGCGCGCUGUACAGCUGGCUCGAUGAGCUCGCAUCUCUCGACCGCGACCUAUACCGCAGUCUAACCUUGGUGAAACACUACAAGAGCGACGUCAGACAACUCGAGCUGACGUUCUCGUUGGACGAGGACGUGCUCGGCAAGCUGGUCACGCACGAGCUGAUCCCCGGUGGACGCACCACUGCGGUAACUAAUCAGAACAAGAUCCACUACAUUCAUCAUAUGGCGCACUACAGGAUGCAUCAUCAGAUCAAGGAGCAAACAACGGCCUUCAUCAAGGGAUUCCGCUCGAUUAUCAAUCCCGACUGGCUCUCGUUAUUCUCCACGCCCGAGUUACAGAGACUGAUCUCGGGAGACAACGUUCCCUUGGACUUGCGGGACCUACGAAGGCACACGCAAUACUACGGUGGCUUCCACGACAGUCAUCGAGUGGUGUGUUGGCUGUGGGAUAUAUUGGAGAAGGACUUUACAGAAGAGGAGAGAGGCUUGUUCCUGAAGUUUGUCACAAGUUGCUCCAAGUCGCCGUUACUGGGUUUCGCGCAUCUGGAGCCACCUUUCUCCAUACGAUGCGUGGAAGUUUGCGACGACGAGGACACUGGCGACACUAUCGGCAGCGUGAUCCGAGGUUUCUUCACGAUUCGCAAGAAGGACCCGCAGAAUCGACUGCCCACCUCGUCCACAUGCUUCAACUUGCUUAAACUGCCCAAUUAUCAGAAGAAGAGCACGCUACGGGAGAAGCUACGCUACGCCGUUACCAGCAACACCGGCUUCGAACUCUCUUAAAUCUCUCGACCGCGCGAUUCGCCCGCAGUGUCGAAAAGUUGACAAACACAUUUCCCGCGACGCUUGCGUGUGCCUGCUCUCGCGGCACGCGAUGAUGACGCGCGAUCGAGACGAGAUUCGCGCGAGAUACCGACGAGAAAGUUCGGAAAGUUCACUGACACGACGACGAACGCACCGCGCAGCCGAUUCUCGUGGCUGAUUUGUAGCCAGUGAUCGAUUGGUGCCUGGAGUCCUUACGCUGUCACACGGUGUGAUCCUUGGCCAGUUCCAAUUCCGCGGUAGUCUCAAUUUAAAAGUGACGGCCUUCGAGCGACGCAAAGCGACAUUAAGUUAAAAGAAUACUGACUCGAGAGUCUCGAGAUUCUCCUCGGAUGCGGAUCGUAUGGCGAGGCUUUGCGCUUUCAGCGUCGCUCGAAGGCAAGUACGGAUUCGAUAUAGCGACGGAAAAUAUGUACAACAUGAGAACAAUGUAUGUUAUGAAUAAAGUUCGCGGAGGGAGGGCGAGAUAAUUGAUAUCUCGUACGUGUGCGUACACGUAUGUUUAAAUGAAUUUUUUCGUACGCGGCGAGAUAGUUACUAGUAGUACAUUAGGGCGAGACCUGAAGUACGACGUUCGAAGCCCGUGUCCGCGGGCUUCGACGCACAUACGCGCGAGCGUCAUCAACAUACGAACGAUGUAAGAUACACCGUACCUCCAUGAGCUUAAUACCGCUGAUGAUAAUCGUGCGCUUGUUAGUGGAUAGGGUCGUCGGUCGGCAGAACAUUGACAAUGCGCGAAACGGACGAGUGUCCGCGAGCAAUCAAAAGACUUGCAAUUAUUUUCAACAACUUCCCCCGCUAAAGGAAGAGACGUGAAAGGAAGAGAACAGCAGCAGCAGCAG